Messenger RNA from Gamsiella multidivaricata, 1162 nucleotides. Its product is annotated as eukaryotic phosphomannomutase-domain-containing protein. Gene Ontology annotation, biological process: GDP-mannose biosynthetic process; mannose metabolic process; protein N-linked glycosylation. Gene Ontology annotation, cellular component: cytosol. Gene Ontology annotation, molecular function: phosphomannomutase activity. The transcript has 8 exons. Lineage: Eukaryota; Fungi; Mortierellomycota; Mortierellomycetes; Mortierellales; Mortierellaceae. The record is from RefSeq and is a predicted model, not a curated record. The coding region runs from base 94 to 1038 and encodes 314 amino acids.
ACCGGCGGGGUUGGGGGAUGGAGCAGAGUCAGACAUUAUGAGGAAAUGAGGAAGGAGUGAGUGAGUAAAAGGGAAGGAUGAAAAAGAAAGUGGAUGAAGAACGAUGGAACGAAUAAAACGCUGCUCGAGGCAUGGGCCAAUAAGAACGCGCCUUUUCAGUUCCCCUGGGCAAUAUCUUUCCCGCAGAUAUUUAAGCACAUCUUUUUGUAUUCUCCACACAUCAGCUUCAUCCUUUCUCAUCAACUUCACUCUAAUAGCGCAUCAACCAUGGCCAACCUUACAGCCUCCAACUUUGCUGAUCGCACUUAUCCUGACACCAUCUGCCUGUUCGAUGUCGACGGCACUCUGACCCCUGCUCGCUUGGAAAUCACAAAGUCCAUGGAGGAGACUUUGGUUGAGCUCCGCAAGAAGUGCGUUAUCGGUUUCGUCGGCGGAUCUGAUCUCAGCAAGCAGGUUGAGCAGCUUGGUCCCAAUGUGCUCCAGAACUUUGAUUACUGCUUCUCAGAGAAUGGUCUGACGGCCUACAAGAUGGGUGUCCAGCUCGCCUCUCAGAGCUUCAUUGGUCACUUGGGCGAGGACCGUUACAAGAAGCUGGUCAACUUUGUCCUUCGCUAUAUUGCCGAUAUGGAUAUCCCUGUUAAGCGUGGUACGUUUAUCGAGUUCCGCAACGGAAUGAUCAACAUUUCUCCCAUCGGACGAAACUGUAGCCAUCCCGAGCGUAACGAGUUCGAGAGGUUCGAUUUGGAGCACAAAUUGCGCGAGAAGUUUGUCGCUGCUCUCCAGAAUGAGUUCCCCGACUACGGCCUCACCUACUCCAUCGGUGGCCAGAUCUCGUUCGAUGUCUUCCCAACUGGAUGGGACAAGACCUACUGCCUCCGCCACAUCGAGCACGAGAACUUCAAGACGGUCCACUUCUUUGGUGACAAGACCUUCAAGGGCGGCAAUGACUAUGAAAUCUACAGCGACUCGCGUGUUACCGGUCACGCUGUCAACAGCCCCCUAGAUACUGAGAGGAUCUUGAAGGAACUUUUCUUCUAAAGUACAUACAUAACUUCAACCAUAGACACCACCACUUCCAAUGUAAUCUUCCGCUUUUUUAAAAAAAAAAUAUACUUCUCAUCUCUUUGCUUGAAAGAAGGGCCGUAGACUUGUCAUAUCCGCG